Messenger RNA from Austrofundulus limnaeus, 2808 nucleotides. It is a transcript of the gene btr30, whose product is annotated as bloodthirsty-related gene family, member 30. The record is from RefSeq and is a predicted model, not a curated record. The transcript has 13 exons. Gene Ontology annotation, molecular function: protein binding; zinc ion binding. NCBI's taxonomy places the organism in Eukaryota, Metazoa, Chordata, Actinopteri, Cyprinodontiformes, Rivulidae. Bases 718 to 2583 code for a protein of 621 amino acids.
GAGCAUCAGAUCCAGACUGAAAACCUGAACCAGGACCAGAACCUGAGCAGGACGUUUUCAAACACGCUGACGUCACGACGGGCUGGAUUUUGGGAUGCUGGAUCUGAUGAUGGUUCAGUUUUUGUGUCCGCCCCCCCUGCGAGUCCAGCAGGUCCAACAGGUUUUCAGCAGCUGGUUUUCAGAAUCCAGACUCGGAGCAGUUCAGACUGAAAACCUCCUGAUCCAGAACUGUUGAUCUGAUCCAGUCUGUAACAUGAUGAAGUGGUCCUGGUUCAGGUCCUGGUUCAGGUCUUUACUGGAUUUGAUCUGAAGGUUCUGUUUGUCUGGAGGAACUUUUCUUUGGUCCUCCUGGGUCCAGUUCUGUCAGAUUCUGUUUAAGGACCAACUAAAGACUGGGUCUGGAGGACUGUUGAUCCGGACCACUUUAAGAUUAGGAAGUCUGGAUCCGUGGGUCUGAACAGGACAGGACUGUGUGAAAUAAGGUCCAGAACCAGACGAGGUUCCUGAGACCGACCAGGUGGUCCAGAAGGAUCCUCAUCCUGGAUCAGAGUUUAAAGAUCUGCUGCAGACAGGAGUCUCCUGUGGUACCAUCAGAGACCUGGGUCCGGUUCAGGGACCUGGGUCAGCGAUCUGCAGGGGUCUCACUGCUGCUGGUUUUGGUUCCUUCAAAGAUGCAGAACAUCUGGACCUGAACAGAACUUCUAAAACAGGAGCACCAUGGCGGAGGCGUCGCUGGAUCUGUUCUCAGAGCAGGAGCUGACCUGUUCCAUCUGCCUGGACCUGUUCACCGACCCGGUUUCUACUCCCUGUGGACACAACUUCUGCCAGGCGUGUAUCGGGGGGUACUGGGCCUCCAGUCCGGUCUGCACCUGUCCCCUGUGUAAGCAUCAGUUUGACGAGCGUCCUCGCCUCAGCAUCAACAAGGUGUUCGCUCUCAUCGCAGACAAAUACAAACAGAACCGUUAUGGAGCCACGGGCCUCUCGGCGCCGGCCAGCAACGGUUUGGUGGACGCCAUGUACGACGACAGCGGCAGCACCGACCCGUUCGGCCCGCCGCCCGCCAACACCAAGGCGUCAGGUGACGUGGUGUGGUGCGACAUCUGCACGGGGGUCAAGCGGCCGGCGGUCAGCUCCUGCCUCACCUGCACCGCCUCCUACUGCGAGGAGCACGUCCAGCCGCACAACACCACCGCCUUCUACGCCAAACACCCCCUGAUGGACCCCCAGGAGGCCCUGAGGGGCCGCACCUGCACCGAGCACCGYCGCCUGCUGGAGGUUUACUGUCGAACCUGUCAGCACUGCAUCUGUGCCAUCUGUUUCCUGGACAAACACCGGACCCAUGAAACCGUCUCAGUCCAGACCGAGAGACAGGGGAAACAGAAACUGGUGGCGAGAACGGAGCAGGAGAUCGUGAACCGGAUCAAGGAGAAGGAGAUCCGCAUGGGGGAACUGAAGACCAAGCUGGAGGGCCUGCAGAGCUACGCGGACAAAGAGCGAGGAGAAGUUGAACUCCUUCUGGACGAAGUGUCCGCCGCUCUGGACAGGAUCCGGACUCAGGUGGUGGGCGGGAUCCAGAACCAGCUGGAGGCUGUGGUGUCAAAGGGGGACAGGUCUGUCCAACGUCUGGAGGCGGAGCUUAGCCUGCUGACGGACAGGAGGGCCACGCUGGAGGUCCAGGCCAUCAGCCAGGACCACAUCAGCUUCCUGCAGAGCUACGACGACGCCAUGUCUCCUCUCGAGGACGCCACGCAGGAGGACGUGGACGAUGACUCGGAGUUGUCCCUUCACUUCCAGCUGGAGGAGGUGAAGAACGGCCUGUCUGAGCUGAAGGAAAAGACUGAAGACAUCCGGACUGGGGGGGUCCAUCCCAGGUGUUCCAGAGGUUCUAGAGGCUCCUGUUCCCCCAGAGACCUGCUGGCAGCUGAGAGCAUGAUGAGUCUGAGGGGGAGCAAGGCCAGCCUGAGGAUGAGUCAGUGGUCUCUGAGAGAUGUGAAGAAAUCCAAACAGGUUUCAGGUCCAAAGAAGGCCCGGGCCUACAUGGAGGACGUGAUGCUGAACCCGGUGACUGCGUACCCGUUCCUGAUCCUGUCUGAGGACAGGAAGCAGGUGAAGAGAGGAGAGAAGCUGCAGUUCUUCAGGAACAGCCAGCAGAGGUUCGACGUGUGGUCCUGCGUCAUCGCCAAGGAGGGCUUCAGCUCCGGACGCCACUACUGGGAGGUGUUUGUGGGUGAGAACAAGGACUGGAAGCUGGGCGUGGUCAGUGAGUCUGCUCAGAGGAAAGGCCUGUUCGACAUGAGUCCAGCUAACGGCUACUACGCCCUCUGGUGGUCCAGCAGCCAGCUGCGGGCGCUCACAGCCCCACCCCUCACCAAGGUCAAAGGUCACCACCCCAAGCUGAGACAGGUGGGCGUGUUCCUGGACGCAGACGAGGGACAGGUGUCMUUCUUCAAUGUGAAGACGGGGACGGAGAUCUACAGCUUCCACUCCCCMUCUGAGUUCACCGAGAGGAUGUUCCCCCUGCUGGGGACCGGAGACAAGGAGGUCCCUCUGAUCCUCAUGACCACACAGCAGCAGCUGGCCUGAGGAGCUGGGUCCAGGUCCAGAACCGGACGCAGGGUGGUACAGGUUCUGAUGGGAAGACACAAACUGCAGCUGGGUUCAGCAGAAGACAAGUUCUUAACAAACUGAAUGUGAGGAGUCAGACUCACGAGUCCUGAUCGAGUCCUGAUCCUGUCCUGAUCGAGUCCUGAUCCUGUCCUGAUCGAGUCCUGAUCCUGUCCUGAUCCUGUCCUGAUCGAGUCCUGAUCC